This is a messenger RNA of Somion occarium, 4024 nucleotides long. The record is from the annotation of a GenBank genome assembly. Lineage: Eukaryota; Fungi; Basidiomycota; Agaricomycetes; Polyporales; Cerrenaceae.
AGACAGAGAUAUCCUGAGGUACGAAGGUUGAACCUCUGUCUACACUGCCUGUGGGAGACUAGGUCAACAUGGCCUUUUCAAAAGCAGCUCUAAGUCUUGGCUUAUAGCAAAUAAAUUUGCUCCCGUGAUCUGCAUGCAUGGCAUACACGCCCAGUUGUAAUCAUCAGAUCUCUUCUUGUCUCUAGCAAUAUCGGUUUAAGAGACCGUCCAGUCCAAGGCUCGUCGAAAGUAUGGAGCUCAAUAUAACAGCGAUAGACCGUGCGGCGUCUCAAUGGGACGUUAAGAGAGCGAUUGGGUCAUUCCUUCAUAACGACGAUUUUUUCAACCCUACAGAUCCCAAUGCCCGCUUAAUCUCGAUCCCAGCAAUUUCAAAGUGACAUUACAUGAAGGCCCCGGUGGAAUACAUCACAAUGGAUCAGGGACACUCAUCUUACCAUCAGCCAGGAUCGGUGACAAGUUCAUGAGAGAGUUAUACAGGUAUAAAAAAUCAAUCGAGGUCAAUGGGCGCAGGCUUGGUUUUCAGAAGACAGGGAAUACGGUGAAUUAUCAGCUCUCCCAGACUCUAGAUAAGGCUCCGUACCUUCCACCUGAACUGGAGGAGAAACGAGAGGAUAUAUUGCGCAAGCUGUCCACAAGCCUCCACGUCGAUAAGGUCCAGUUUGGUGUCUUCUAUCGGCGUCGAGAAGAUGGUCCUGAUUCAUCUAGGCGGUUUUCCAACGAGUAUGAGCUCAGCCACAGGCACAAGGGUGCCGGUCUGUUGUGGUUCGAAUACGAGCAUAAGCUGAUUCGCGUGCAGUUGGGAGAUCCGAUGCUGGAGGAAGAAGCGUACAAUAUCGCACUCUCCUUCGCCAACAUCAAGAAAAUUGCCCUUGGGCAUGAUUCCUUCGGAAUACCCUUUCUGUGUUUCGACCUCUUUGUUCCGCCGAUUCUGCAGCGCGAGCAUUUCAAUCGUUCAUUGACAGGCGACGAGUGGGAAGACAACCAGAAAUUCCGGCAGCGUAUUGACAGCGUCAACCCCUCACAUGCUGUUGUCGCACCAUAUGCUCAUCAGGUUCGACUUGUUCUGCAUCAUGAGAACGAUAUCAGGGACUUCUCAAAACUCUGUUUCGUCGCGGAGCUCCAGCGGCCAUUCAGAGCCCAAGUUGAAGCAGAUGCUAUGGGAUUUUUUGCACACAAACAGCUGUACUGUGUUCGUGUCUGGCUGCAACAGUGCAAAUGGCCCAUAGCAUUUCAAUUGGAGGCCUUGCUUCGAAAUGGGUUGUUGAACACCGAUGAGUUGCUACAUGAAUUGCGAGGACCGAUUCAAGCAUUAAUUGACAAGGACUCCGACUUGGCUGCUGACCAUCUCAGAACGCUCACAGAGGCCAUUCGAACGAAGGAUUCCUCACAAACGGCGAUGGAUUGUUUGACAGCGAUCUGUCAGAAAACCUCCGCGCCGCUGCGUCCUCGCCUAUCCGCUGGCAAUUUCCUUUGCCAUCAUGUCACUGUCACCCCUACACGCAUCCUCUUAGAAGGACCAUACCCUAUCCAGUCCAACCGUGUGAUUCGCCGGUAUGCCGAAUACCACGACAACUUUAUUCGAAUCGACUUCCGUGACGAAGAUCGACUUCAGUAUCGCUGGGAGCCUGAUGUUGAUGGUACUUCACUUUUGCAAAAUCGCGUCGGCGGAAUCUUGAAAAACGGCUUAGAGAUUGGCGGACGAUUGUUCCAGUUCCUGGCGUACUCGUCAUCCGCACUGCGCCAGCAUGCCGUCUGGUUCAUGCACCCCUUCGUUGAUAAUGGCGGCAACCUCAUCGAUGCUGCAAUUAUUCGCAGCAGGCUUGGAGAUUUCUCCGGUGUCAUCAAAUCACCUUCAAAGUAUGCUGCCCGGAUGGCUCAGGCGUUCACUGCUACCGAUCCAUCAGUGAAGGUUCCUCGACAGUGUGUCGAGGAAAUGGAAGAUCUGGGAUCUGACCCUUAUCUUCAUACGGAUGGCGUUGGUACCAUCUCCAAGGAAUUGGGCGAUCAGAUUUGGGAUGCUUUGUGUAAGGAUCGAGACGAGCAUUACCGAAAGACGGCAGUGCAACCAUCAGCUUACCAGAUUCGUUUCCUUGGAUAUAAGGGUGUAGUGGGAAUUGACGAGCGACUGGAGGGUAUCAAGAUUCGUCUUCGACCUUCCAUGAACAAGUUUAAGAUUCCUGGAGAUGAUGAAGCCGAAAUCGAAAUUGCUCAGGCAUUUGAACGCCCUGGAAUGACAUAUCUAAACAGGCCACUCAUCACGAUCCUCGAAGAUCGUGGUGUAGAGAAGAGCGCAUUCCUAAAGCUCCAAAUGGAUGCUGUUGCCGACAUCCGUGCAGCCGGCGACACAAUGGAAUUGGCGCGUCACCUUUUCAGGUCACACUCACUGGGUACAAGCUAUCGUAUUCCAUACAUCAUACAAUGUUUGUCUGAACUGGGGUUGGGAAUGAAGGAUGAGAGGCCUACCCAUAUUCUACAAGACGCAUUCUUUGAUCGUCUUAUUUUGUUCGCGAAGAACCAUGUUUUGCGCGACAUCAAGCAUGCUGCCCGGAUUCCUGUCCCGGAUAGCUAUAUGCUGGUCGGCAUCGCAGAUGAAGGACCUGUAUAUGAGAAGGAGGGUAUCGAGAACGUCUUCAUGCUGGAAGAGGGCCAAAUAUUCGCAUGUAUCCACAAGGCAAACGAGGAACCUAUUUACCUUCAAGGUCAUGUUGUCAUCUCGCGUAGCCCAACUGUACAUCCUGGGGAUGUACAACGUGUGUGGGCUAUCGGGAAGCCACCUGCAGGACAACCAUGUUUCUUCCGUAAUCUGAAGAACGUCGUUGUUCUUCCCUCAGUCGGUGCUCGAUCCUUGGCCUCUUUUUUGGGUGGCGGUGACUUGGAUGGUGAUCUAUACUCCUUGAUCAAGGAGCCCUCACUGCUGCCAACUCAGCACGUGCCGCCGGCAGACUAUGAAUCUGCGGGUACGCGAAAGCUGCCUCACGAUGGUGACAGUACGAUAGAGGAUGUCUGCGAUUUCGUUGUUGAGUAUAUCAACUCCGAUGUCUUGGGUUUACUAUCUGAUCGUCACAUCAUCAUAGCAGAUCAGAGCAAAUAUGGUACUAAUGACCAGAAAUGCCUCAAACUGGCCCAGCUUUGCAGUCAAGCAGUAGAUUACCCAAAGAACGGAAUACCAGUCAACAUUAAAGAUUCCCCAUCUCGUUUGAUACCGUACAAGCCGGACUGGAAGCAGGCGGAGGAAAACGUCACUCGCGAAACGGACUACUACGAAUCCACGCGUGCUCUGGGCGAGCUCUACCGUAGCGUCGUCAUCAAGAAACCCGAACCAAUCCGGGAGGCACCGAAUACCAAGUUGCCGGAGGCAUUGUCGGACGAGAUCUCACAGGCAUUGAUCGCCAUUAUCAGGAAACAUUUGAGCAAUCAUGUCAAUAGAGAGGGUGAUAUUAGAGAGAUAUCCCCAAUGUUCCACAGUUACGCCCAGGAACUGCGGUACAUGCGACUUACGCACUCACUUUCCGAUUCUCCCGAUAGUCGUCUGGAGGAAGAGGAAGUGGUAGUGGGCACCAUCCUCGCCAACUGCAGCCAACAUCGAUACAGGUCGGAUCGCACUUAUCGCAUGCGUCUACACUCUGUCACGGUCGUCCGCGAUAUACAGAGGAAGCUGUACCAGCCAAGCGAUAUACCGGAUAUUGGAGAGUUACGGUAUGGACUACAACAAGCGUGGUUGGCUUGGGACUUCGGGAUGAGGCACAGGCAAUUGCCUGGUGGUAAUAGCUUUGCCCUCAUCGCCCUCGGUGUUAUUUGCAACAUUCUGGAAGGUUUGGGUGAGAUUGUCUUGAAGAAGGGAUCUGCUAGUGCUCCCGGCGCAGUGGACGAAGUCCGCGACUAAACUUUCUUUCACAGCCAUGAUGGCGAUGGCAUCACUUUCGAAACCUUAGGUACGCUCUGGAUGUGUAGGUCGUUGUUGUACGAAUAGAUAGAUACAUGGCAGUUGUUUCUUGAUCUUGGUUCGAACAUAAGAAUCGGUGCG